GACCGGGGACCUGGGCUGUGUCCUUGCGGGAGAUCUCCGCAGGGCUGUGACCUUGGCUUCUGGGACCGCGCCAGGAGAAGGGAGCAGCCAUUGAUCUUCCCGCCAUCGAGCCAACGAUGCCUCUCUUUGGGAACACCUUCAGCCCAAAGAAGACACCUCCUCGGAAGUCGGCCUCUCUCUCCAACCUUCACGCUCUGGACCGGUCCACCCGGGAGGUUGAGCUGGGCCUUGACUACGGGACCCCCACCAUGAACCUGGCGGGGCAGAACCUCAAGUUUGAGAAUGGCCAGUGGAUAGCAGACACGGGGAUCAGCGCGGGCGUGGACCGGAGGGAGGCCCAGCGCCUGCGCAGGCGGAACCAGCAGCUGGAGGAAGAGAACAAUCUCUUGCGGCUGAAAGUGGACAUCCUGCUGGACAUGCUCUCAGAGACCACUGCUGAGUCCCACCUGAUGGAGAAGGAACUGGAUGAGCUGAAGACUGUCAGCCGGAGGAGGAAAUGAAGACCCCCAAAGAGAUGUGUCAGGACAGGGGGAGGCCAUUCAUCGGGAGGAGCGUGUGGCCGAGGAGCUGUUAAUUUUUGCUAUUGUUUUUUUAAGCCAAACGAGUGGAAAAGGUCCCAGAGGAGAGAGUUCAGUGUGAGAGGGCCCAAAGACCCUGCACCCUGGGUCUGGCAACACUGUAGAGGAAACCAAGCCCCUAUACCAGGCCAGAACCAGAAGUGUGCUCCGCAAUGCCAGCCUGUAAGCCAGGUGUCAGGGACACCAGGCAGGUGCUCCGCCUCCGGUGCUCUCCAGACCCACCCUUUUGGACAGCUUCUGUUGGCUGAACAGCUGGAGGUCAUCACAUCACCCCCACCCCACAGGCUGGAGCUUGGGGAGAGUGGCAGGGGGAGGUCCUGAGUGGGCUGGGGGCCUUGUUCUCUGUCUCCCUCAGGCCACUCUUUCCGGGCAGUAGAGAAUACUUAAACUUCCCACCCCCCCAGCACACACCCCCAGCCCUGGUGUGGCAGCAAGUACCAACUUUCCAUGCCGCACUCUGCGAACGUCUAGUUGACACAAUUUCUUUUUUUUGGAUUGACAUUAAAUGAACCUGUUACCAUGUGA
Messenger RNA from Echinops telfairi (small Madagascar hedgehog), 1103 nucleotides. It is a transcript of the gene CBY1, whose product is annotated as chibby family member 1, beta catenin antagonist. Gene Ontology annotation, cellular component: nucleus. Bases 117 to 500 code for a protein of 127 amino acids. Lineage: Eukaryota; Metazoa; Chordata; Mammalia; Afrosoricida; Tenrecidae. The transcript has 5 exons. The record is from RefSeq and is a predicted model, not a curated record. Gene Ontology annotation, biological process: negative regulation of Wnt signaling pathway.